Molecule: messenger RNA, 835 nt
Organism: Chelonoidis abingdonii (Abingdon island giant tortoise)
Lineage: Eukaryota; Metazoa; Chordata; Testudines; Testudinidae
Source: RefSeq, a predicted model, not a curated record
AUGUCACCACAAUCAGCCUCCCACGUUGUCCCCCUGCUCAGCACCCACAAGGCCAAUCGACAGGACCGGAGCCGCCCACAGAUCCAAGUGUAUCUGAAGAGUCACCGUCAAGUCUGCACCAAUGGGCUAUGUGCCAAGGCCCAAGACCUGCUGCUGCAGGUCGAUCCAGUGACAGACACAGCCAUGGCCCUGAGGGGACCCCGCCCUGCGCUCCUGCUGCCGCUCGCACUGCUGUCCGGUUCCUUGGGCCUGACUGGGGAACGUGGCACGUAUAAGAAGUUCAUGACGAGCCACUUUGAUUACCCUAAGACCAGUAAAAUCCGCAACGAGACCUAUUGCAACUACAUGAUGAGGAAACGCAACAUGCCCUGCAAACCCAUCAACAGCUUCAUCCACGCCCCUGAAGAAAACAUCAAAGCCAUCUGCAAAGAGAAAGGGAAACUCUACAAAAAGAACAUCUACAAGAGUAAAACAGCCUUCAAUCUCACCAUAUGUAAGAAUAAGACUCAAAAUGGCCAGUCCUGUACAUAUGAGGAAGAAAAAAAGACUUCCAAGAUCUGCGUGGCUUGUAACGAAGAGCACCUGCCUGUGCACUUCGAAAACACGACAGCAGCAGCACCUAUGUGUCUAGAGAAAAUCCAAACCCAACUGGGUCGCACCUCGACUGGGCUGCCCCACACCCACAUGGAGCGCAAGCAGAGAGCAGCUCUGAAACCUCAGGUGGGGACAGAGAGCUGAGCACAAGGGAGGACAAACAACAGAAACAAACCUGUAUGGCCCCCGCCAGCGCAAGCAACCUGCCUCAACGGGGAACCUCCCUGCUACCUGUAGCACC